Molecule: messenger RNA, 705 nt
Organism: Dovyalis caffra
Lineage: Eukaryota; Viridiplantae; Streptophyta; Magnoliopsida; Malpighiales; Salicaceae
Source: the annotation of a GenBank genome assembly
AUGGCAAACCCGGAAGAAUCCUCCACAUUAGAACUCAUAAGACAACACCUUCUCGGAGACUUCACCUCCACGGACGAUUUUAUCAGUAAUCUUGAGUCCAGUAUAGCCAGUAUCUCUGUCAAACUAGGGAACUCCCUCUCUGGGUCUGAAUCCAACUCCUCAAUAUCCGACCAAAAUUACUAUAGUGGCCAAGAAACCUAUAGCUUUGAAAUAAAACCUGAAAUCAUAGACUUGACACCUCCUGAACCCAUGUUUUCAUGUUCAAGUAAUCAGUCCCCACCAUCUGAACCUGUAAAGAUGGCAGAUAAAGAGGAGACAACAAUAAGGCAUUACAGAGGGGUCCGAAGAAGGCCAUGGGGAAAGUUUGCGGCAGAGAUCCGUGACCCAUCCCGGAAGGGUAGUCGGGUUUGGUUAGGUACUUUUGACAGUGAUGUUGAUGCUGCAAAAGCUUAUGACUGUGCUUCGUUCAAAAUGAGGGGCAGGAAAGCUAUCCUGAAUUUUCCUUUGGAGGCUGGGCUAUCCAGCCCGCCGCCGGCCACAGGCAGAAAGAGGAGAAGAGUGAAGAGAGAAGAGGUACUGCCAGUUUCUGUUGAUGUCUCACCGGAAAAUUGGAAUGUAGAGUCGAGUGGAGGCGAGGAGGGCGUUUCUGACGUGGAGCAACUGUCACCGUUAUCUCGGAAACCAGUUUUGCUUACGUAUCAAUAG